Messenger RNA from Capsella rubella, 1227 nucleotides. RefSeq lists its product as uncharacterized. Gene Ontology annotation, biological process: DNA-templated transcription. The coding region runs from base 1 to 1227 and encodes 408 amino acids. Lineage: Eukaryota; Viridiplantae; Streptophyta; Magnoliopsida; Brassicales; Brassicaceae. The transcript has 5 exons. The record is from RefSeq and is a predicted model, not a curated record. Gene Ontology annotation, molecular function: chromatin binding.
AUGACUCGUAUAAGCAAAUUUUGGACCAGAGAGAUGUUGACCCAACAACUGAAUGAAGGGUGGAUGAGAGAAAUAGACGAUGAUGUUUCAUUCUCGAGGUCAAGGGAUUUAGAUAUUAGCACAAAAUCUAUGGUGGUAAAACGAACAAAGAGGGAGGAGAGUGGUGAUAAGAAAGGGAAGAAGAAAGCAAAGUUAGAGUGGAGACCGGAGGAUUCUGCAAAGUCAAUCGGUAAAUUGGUUAGGUGUACUGGUGUGGGAGAAAAGAUGAAAUACCAUUAUGAGAAUUUCGAGUUUCAUGGCAUACGAUAUGGACUGGAGGAUACAGUGCUUUUGGCUCCAGAAUACGUAAAUCAAAAGAACUACAUUGCAAUCAUCAAGGAUAUUUUUGUAAAAGAAAAAGAUGGGGUUGUGAUGUUGGAGGUGCAAUGGUUUUACCGGCGAGAAGAUAUAGAAAUAAAACAUGCUGGAAAGUGGGUAUCUGAAGACUCAUGCAAGAUUUUCUACAGUUUUCAUUGUGAUGAGGUUUUUGCUGAAUCUGUGAAGCGCAAGUGUCUUGUGUAUUUUGUGCCAGAUGAGAAGGAAAUUUCAAGAGCCCUUCAACAUUCCGACUUCAUUGUGCAAAAGGUUUAUGAUAUCAUUAACAAAAAGCUGAGGAAGUUCUCUAGUCUAAGUUUUGAUGUGGAUCAAAAGUUUGAGAUUGAUAUUCUCGUGGCAAAGACGUUUUCGAGAAUUGGUGAUCUUCCUGACAUUAAGAAAGGGAAAAUGAGUAAGAUUCCGCGGCGUAAAAGAUCUGUUAGGAAAAAAUGUGUCUUAAAUGCUGAGAUUAGGGAUUCUAACAACAUAAUUGAGGUUAAUAUGUCUGGUUAUAAGCUACCAGCCAGUGAUUUGGAUCGUGGCAAGAGCUUAGUGGAGCUUUUAAAAGCACUAAUUGCACACGUAUGUUGUGCAAGUAACGAGAAGCAAGUUGGUGAUCCUGGGUUUAUGCCACCUGAUAAUGUUACUCUUAUGGUAUUUGAUCUUGAGGAGGCUUUAUAUGAUUCUUUCGCAGAUGAUAUACCAAAGUAUAAUUCUAAGUUGGAGCUUCUUGUUGAGAAACUUAAGGACGCACGAGUGCUAGCUAGAAGACUUCUCAAUGGCGAAUUAAAACCUGAACAAGUUAUAAAGAUGAAGGGCUAUGAGCUAAUAAUGUUAGUCACAUCCUUAUGUGAGUUAGAUAUGUUUAAGUGA